Messenger RNA from Fomitopsis serialis, 2257 nucleotides. Its product is annotated as ATP-sulfurylase. The transcript has 8 exons. Gene Ontology annotation, biological process: sulfur amino acid metabolic process. Gene Ontology annotation, molecular function: sulfate adenylyltransferase (ATP) activity; ATP binding; adenylylsulfate kinase activity. NCBI's taxonomy places the organism in Eukaryota, Fungi, Basidiomycota, Agaricomycetes, Polyporales, Fomitopsidaceae. The record is from RefSeq and is a predicted model, not a curated record. Gene Ontology annotation, cellular component: cytoplasm. The coding region runs from base 297 to 2024 and encodes 575 amino acids.
ACCGCAAGGACAUGGCCAGCAUCACACGAACGUCCUCCCUACCUCCGACACCUUGUCCAUGCGUACCCGCGGCCGGAGGAAGCAGCACAUGAGACUCCACCAAUGUAUUAUUUUCCGCGUCUACUCAGUGCCUAUACGAACGGUCGAUUGCGUGAUACCCUCACCAUCGCUUCCCCGGCGUGUCGCAUAAAUCUGUCCUGCCGCCGAAGAAAUGGGUUUACCGCACCUAACAACCCCUCCUUGGACACCGUUUCAGAGCUCUGAAAGGCCUCUCGCUCCCUCUCUUGCAUUCAGCGAUGGCCAACAUACCCCACGGCGGCAUUCUUAAGGAUCUUGUCGCACGCGACGAGCACAUACGCCAAAGCUUGAAGGAGGAAGCUGCGAAACUCCCGGACAUUACGCUCACGGAGCGUCAAUUAUGCGACCUGGAGCUCAUCAUGAAUGGCGGGUUCAGCCCGCUGGAGGGGUUCAUGAACCAGGCAGACUACAAGAACGUUGUCGAGAACUUGCGUCUUGUCGACGGCACACUGUUCCCCAUGCCCAUCACCCUCGAUAUUUCCCGGGAGAACAUUGUCCGCCUUUCUAUCGCAUCUGGUUCCCGCAUCACCCUUCUCGACCCCCGCGAUGACCAGGCUCUUGCCAUCAUCACCGUCGAGGAUGUUUACCUCCCAGACCAGGUGAAGGAGGCGAUUAACGUCUUUGGAGCAGACGACCCAGCGCACCCAUCUGUGUCAUACCUCCGUCGUAAAGUGAACGAAUACUACGUUGGAGGCAAGGUCCAGGCAAUCCAGCCACCGACACACUUCGAUUACGUUGCUCUGCGAUACACUCCGUCCGAACUGCGCGCUCACUUCAAAAAGUUGGCAUGGCGCAAGGUGGUCGCCUUCCAGACGCGUAAUCCUAUGCACAGAGCUCACCGUGAGCUCACCGUCCGUGCUGCCCGUCUGCGCCAGGCGAACGUCCUCAUCCACCCGGUCGUCGGUCUCACCAAGCCCGGCGACGUCGAUCAUUACACUCGUGUCCGUGUCUACGAGGCUAUCAUCGCGAAGUACCCGAAGGGCAUGGGCCACCUUGCCCUGCUCCCUCUGGCAAUGCGCAUGGCCGGCCCUCGCGAGGCCGUCUGGCACGCGAUCAUCCGCAAGAACUUCGGCGCGACGCACUUCAUCGUCGGGCGUGACCACGCAGGGCCCGGGAAGAACUCGCAGGGCAAGGACUUCUACGGCCCGUAUGACGCGCAGGACCUCGUCAUGAAGUAUCAUGACGAACUGCAGAUAGAGAUGGUGCCAUUCCAGCAGAUGAAGUAUCUGCCAUCGACGGACGAGUACGUCCCUGUCGAUGAGGUUCCCAAGGGUGAGGAGACUCUUGACAUCUCCGGCACUGAACUCCGGAAACGUCUGAAGACUGGUGGCCCCAUCCCUGAUUGGUUCAGCUACGAGGCUGUCGUCAAGACUCUACGAGAGAGCUACCCGCCUCGACUGAAGCAGGGCUUCGUGGUCUUCCUCACGGGUCUGCACAAGUCUGGCAAAGAUACCAUCGCCAAGGCCCUCCAGGUCGUGCUGAACGAGCAGGGCGGCCGGAGCGUGUCUGUCUUGUCAGGGGACAACAUCCGCUCCGACCUCGAUACACCGUUCAGCUACACACCUGAAGAGCGCAACAAGAACCUCGAGCGAGUCGCCUUCGUCGCCGCUGAGCUCGCACGCGCGGGUGCGGCUGUCAUCGCGGCGCCUAUCGCCCCGAGCCAAGCCUCGCGGGAUGCCGUCAAGGACACCGUGAUACACAGCGCGGGUGCGGGCGGGAACUUCUUCACCAUCCAUGUCGCAACGCCGCUCGAGUUCUGCGAGGCGCACGACCGGAGAGGCGUGUACUCUCGGGCACGUAAGGGCGAAUUGAAGCACGUCCCCGGCGUGGACGAGGAGUACGAGACUCCCGAGCGGCCGGAUCUGACUGUUGACUUGACUCAGCAGAGUGUGCCGGAGAUCGUGCACAGUAUCGUCUUGCUGCUUGAGACUGAGUCGCUUCUAUAGUUGGGUUGGACCUGUCAGGAUACAGGUCCCAUCAUCCUUCACAUUGGUUUGUUGUGUGCUUUGAUUACGAGCCCACGCUUGAUUGUUAUUUUGUCGCCAUGUCCUGGACGAGUAGAGGACUCGUGCUUCUCAAAUUGUAUUGCAUACUUACACUGUACUGCGUAGAAAGAGAACAAACUAUCUCAGAAGCGUACGCUCUGCAGCUGCUGGCUGCUCGGUGCUGUACUCAGAGC